AGACGAUUUAUUUUAGAAAUGCUUUUUAACAAAGAAUGUUGUUUAAAUUUUACAUUUAUUUGAUUAUAUUAUUUACGUUUUUAUUCAGUUGGAUAUGUAUCAGUUUUUACACUGCUAUUCUCUUAACAAUCACAUUUUUAACGACGCUGGAAAUCCAUGAUCGGUUCGUACCGGUAGACGGAGUGCGUGCUGCGCAUUAUGGGAAUGACUGGGGCGCUCUGUUCAAGUCGUUCGUAAAACCCAACAGAUCAAAGAAGAGCAACAAAAAAGCCAAAAUGUUUAAAAAUUGGAAUCCAUUCCGCAAGAAAUCAGAGAAAGAUGGAACCAGUGUUAAACUACAGUCCUUCAAACAAGAACCAUCAACAUUUAAUAAAGAAAACUCAGUGAAUUUGAACCAAUUUUCAUCACAAUUUUCCAGCAUCAAAUCAGAAAAUAAACCAAGCCCCCGACCGAUAACUUUGGCAAGAAGAGGGUCUUUAAAAAUAACAAGAUUAAGACCAGUCUCAGAAAAUCCUAAUCAGCAUGAUAAUCGUUUAAAUAAAUCAUCUUUUAACUCAAGUUUUAAAAGUGACCGAAGUAAUGAUGUCUCCAUUUUUAAUGCAUCUGGACCUUUACUUUCAUCACCAUUUAUUCCACAAGUUAAACAAGCAUUGGGUUUUAAUGAUACCAUGAGUCCCUUUGGAAGUCCAAAUACCAGUCAUUCUAGAGUAAAAAGAUCUAACACUUUUCAUUAUGCACCAAGUCAUCCUACAACUACAACACCAGGAUCUUUACCAGUAGUACGUUUAGGUAGAAAAGACAGACAUUCUUUUAGAGAUCAAGGUAUCAAUAGUCCUAACACUGUGAAAAUAGCUCCUCCAGAUGUACAAAGAUUUCCUACCUGUAGAUUAACAUCUAUCAGAGAACGUAAUUCAUCAACUAGUUCCCAGACUCCAGAUACACAGGCGGUUGUAACUGCAUUACGAGAAAGAAGAAAAAGAUCUUAUGUCCAAAAUGAAGAUGCAAUCAUGGAAGAUAUUGAGUCUACACAACAAUCAAAGAGAAGGCGCCAGGAAAGUACUCAGUCGACAGCAUCAUCAGCUUCUCUUCCUGCAAUGCCAGACCAUCUUCCAGAUCUCUCAGAAUCAGGGUAUACCUUAAUGCCUAUUGAAAGUGUAGGUGUUAAGCGACCAGCAGCACCAAGUCGAGAAUCAUUUGAUGAACGUGAUGUUGAAGGUUCUGUAGCCAAGAGACCUAAGAAAGAAAAUCGUAACGAUCCCAUCAAAAGCUCUCUUAGAUCAAGUCAGCUUACAACAAAUAUAGAGGUAAACAAAAGAAGAACUAUUCCCAAGAGAAGACACAGUAUCAAUGUUUCUACUCGAUCUGAUUUCUCAAGAGCUGAAAAGAGUCUCAAAAUUAGUCCAGCUCCAUUAGAUACAAGUAUGAUUUCAUUAAGAAAUCAACCUACUGUUAUAUUACCAAGUGAACAGAUUGAUCUACCAGAAACAUUAAGAAAGAAUAAUGAUGAUUUAUUUAAUGGAUCAGAAAAUACAAGUAUAAAUAGUAGUCAAAAUGACACUGCUAACACAUCUUUAUCAACAGCACAGAGUAAAAGAUUAUUAUUUGAUGGUGUAAAACAGUCCACAAAGAAAAGACAACUCUCACUUUAUCCAAGUCUUAAUACAAGUUUUAAAAAGGUUCCCCUAGCUAAUGUUGUAGCAAGUGCUGAGGAUUAUGAAAAAGACAGAGAAGAAGAACAAAAACGUGUAACAGAUAUGUUGAAAGAAAUAACCGAGGAACAGGAAAAUAAAGAUAAAAAAGAAGAGAAACCGGUUUUAUCAGAAACAGUAGUGGUAUCUAGUACUACAACAAUGCCAGCAUCAACUGGUGUCACUACAACAUCAUCUGCAUUAUCUUUCCAGUCUGCCGGACAACCUAAUCCUUCCAUACAAACAUCAAAGCCUACCUCAGUGUCAACGCCUUUUAAUUUAGGUACACCCAUAGCUACAGAAGUAAAAGCUCCAACAUCAACCCCUGCACCAAACCCAACAACAACAGUAUCCAGUGUAAUAGUUUCAUCUGUAGCUGCCUCUACUGCAUCCUCUAAUUCAUCUACCGUUUCUUCAAGUCUCAGUACAAAUUUCAAACCAGUCUUUAGUGUACCAUUAACCACAGUUAGUACCAAUAAGUCAGUUUCAACUUUAUCCCAAGGUUCAUCUCUUGGUGGCACAGGCAUAUCAAAACCUGGUCCUUUACUUGGAAAUGUUCCAACUGCAACUGUGUUUGGAGCGUCUUUACCCUCAGGCCCACAAUUGAAUACCUCAACAGUUGGUUUGGGUGCACCAGUGUCACAAAAUUUGUCUUUCAAUUUAGGUGGUGCUACAACUACUAGUAAUUCUUUAUUGUCUACUAAACCUGCAGCAGAUACAAAUCCAGCGAAGGGUGGUUUUACUUUUGGACAAAUGGCAACAAGUCAACCUACGGCAAUGUCAUCAGGAUUUGGUCUUGCGCCGCAAGCAGCUUCAAACCCAGCUUCAGCUACUAAUUCCAACAACACUAGUACUCAGAGCAGUUUUACAUUUGGUUUGACUGAUGCAAGUAAUGUUAAGGCCCCACCAAUACAGCCACAAGUUACACAGCCUAGUUUUCAACAGGCAGAUUUUAGUUUUGGUCAGGGUACUACUGUUUCAUCAGCAGGAGGAUUUGGAUUUGGUGGAGCAACAGCUUUUUCAGCACUGUCAUCUCUGGCUGGUAUUUCAGCAGCUGAAACCCCUAAAACUGAUCCACCAGCAUACUCACAACACCAAAAUCUGACAGUUAGCAACACAUCUAGUGGUUUACCUAAACCAACUUUUAAUUUUAGCGCAACUCCAAGUACAUCAACAGUUGGAUUUGGAUUUGGUGGAGCAGCGGCUUUAUCGGCACUGUCAUCUCUGACAGGGAUUUCAGCCACUGAACCACCUAAAACUGAUCCACCAGCCUAUUCACUAAGUCAGAAUCAGACAAUUACCAGUACAUCUGGUGGUUUACCUAAGCCAACGUUUAAUUUUAGCGCAGCUCCAACUACAUCAAAUACAGGAGGAUCCAUUUUUGGAACUUCUGCAUCAACUACAUCAGGCGCAAAGUCAACAAGUAACACCUUAUUUGGUGGAAGUCAGGGGGCACAGGGAUCAGCUGUAAAUAGUUUUCAGUUUGGAAUGGCAACUGCAUCAAAUCCUGCACCAACAGCAUUUGGACAAACAUCUGCUGCUACAGGUUUAAAUUUUGGUCAGGGUAAUCCAAAGACAACUAGUGCAGCUCAAAAUACACCCAGUUUUUCAUUUGGGGUCGCAAGUGGGGCUUCAGGGCCAAGUUCAGCAGCAUUUGGAUCAAUAACUGCUCCAGGAAAACCCUUUGCCUUUGGUACUUCACAGACCGGUCCUGUUGGUGGUUUUAGUACCACAACACCUCAACCGUCUUUUGGUGUUGCACAGCCCAAUACUGGACAGUCCACAUUUGGAAAUAAAUCUAGGACACAGUUAAAUGCAUUUGGUACUUCCGCUGGAGCACCUUCGGGUACGCCAUUUGGUACCCAAGCGUCUAAUAGCACAGCAUCAGUUUUUGGGACAGCAUCUUUUGGAAACCAAUCACAGUCAGCUACACAAUCUGGAUCUGGUUUUGGUCAAAGUGGUUCAGUAUUUGGAACACAGAGUCAAAAUCCGUCCUCAUUUGGACAGUCUAGUUCUGCUAACUCCAGCUUCCAAUUUGGACAGACAUCCAACACACCUUCGACAGGUGCAUUUCAGUUUCAAACAACUCCAGCUAAACCCUCCAACCCAACUCCAACUUUUGGUCAAUCCUCAACUAAUCAAAAUGCAGGUUUUAACUUUGCUGCACCUGGAAGUACACCAUCUUUUAAUUUUGGUAGUCCAACUUCUCAAGGACCAGCACCUUCAGGCUCUUUUGGCACUCCGAGUACACCAAGUAAUAAUCCAUUUACUCCAGGUUCAACUUCCAAAUCACGGGUUGUUGCCAGAGCCUCUUCAAGACGACGAAAUCGACGCUAAAAUAAAAUGUUUAUAUUUUAAAAUAAAACUGUAUUCGUUUUUAUACUUACUUUAUCUACAACAAGUACAUCUGCUUCGGAGGUAGAAUGUUGAAACUGUGUAGAUAUGCUCAUUAGAUGAAUGUCUUGCCUACGAUCUAUAAGCAAUUUUCUGAUUAAACUAGAAGAGAUAAACAAUUUGAUUUGUUGAUGCGUUUGGACAGAAUAAAUUUGCUUUUAAUUGAGAUUGAUGAAACUUGGUGUAUAGUUUCAUUACAUGACUAAUAGAAUUUUUUCUCACGUUAAGCAGAGAUAUAAGCAAUUUAAUUGCUCAAAGCUUUACAAAGAAAUAAACAGGCAAGUAAUUAAUGGAUGUCAUCUGUUUACUUUCAAAUUGACAUAUGCCUGGCUUGUUAGCACUGCCAUCCUUUGUAAGAAAAUAAAUUGAUAUAAUUUAUUAAGAAAAUAUAUAAAUUGUGGAUGAAUUAUAUUAGUGUAUCGAAUUGAACAUUAAUGCAUUUGUUUAAAAUUGUAUAUUACCAUGUAAAUUGUAAUUGUAGAAAUUAUUAUUUUGUGUAUGAAUUGAUUGCAUUUAUAUUUAAAAAGCUCUAUGCACUUGAAGUGAGCAUAAGAAAGAACUAAAAUCUGAUUUCUUGUUGCGUAUUUCGUUAUAAUAGUUUUGGAACGUUUGUCCAUGUUUCUUUUCAGUGGGGAUAAUGGCAUACAAGAUUGUAAACUGCCAAAAUGUACAUAGCUUUAUUAAUACUAACACUAAAGAAACAUCCUUCUGUAUUUUGCAGUUGAAGUGGUCUGUCCCUACAAGUCCUAUUAUGAAAAAUAGGAUUACUUUAUUUAAAACUGUUGUUAUGUUAUUUAAGGAAUAUAAUACUAAAUGUUUGGCACAAAAUGACCCAUUUGGUGUUGUAAGUGCUAAGAUGCCUCAAACAUUUUCCUAUAUAUAUUUUAUAAAUUUGUUUUAAUAUCUUUUUAUUUGUCUUUGUAAGUUACUGGUAGUGCUAUGUUGUUGAUUGUGAAAAAUACAAAAUUAUUAUACUAACAUUGAACAUUUGAAUUUUUUGUCAAGGUAAAUUUUGAAUUGUUCAAAAUUUAAUUUACUGUAGAUAAUUUUAUGCACUUGUAAAUAAUGUCUGACUGAACUACAGACAGUUAACUUGGUAAUCUUGAAGUGGGAGUAUGCCAAUAUAUUGUUUCACAUUUAAUUUAUCAGUUAAACUGGCUGUGUUAUGUGGCAUUGCACAGGUCUAGUUUCUCUCCAUCUUUGUCACAUUCACAAAAAAGCAAUAAUCAUUGUUAAUUUAAUCAUAAAAUACUGCACCAAAUAGAAAAUAAAUUUUACUUAAAAGUUGAUUUAAAAAAAAAAAAAAUUUCUGGUGAUCUAUUUGUCAGUGAUGAAAGUAAAGUAUCUAGAUGAAAAUUAUAUUCAUUUAUUAUAGGCCUGCAUUGAAUUAUAGUUUUUUUUUUAAUAUAGAUGUUGCCUUUGUCUUCCACACUACAUUAUUUGUCAUCCAAUCUUUUAAAAAUAUAGAUGAUUUUUACAUUACUGAGCCCAAGACGCUUAAUUUCGUCUGAUCUGCUUUAAAUUUACAUGCAAUGGGGUGCAGAAUCUUAUUGAAUUCCUACUAUUUCUGUUCAUUACUUCUCGAGUUAGGGCACUUGCUGUGUGGAAACUUGUGAGCCCUCUAGCAAAAGAUGAUCUGCCUUAAACAUACAUUUGCAAGAGCUAAAACUGCCUAUUUCAGGUCUUUCUUUAGGCCUGAAAUGAUAUCUAAGUAUCCAGACCAUAAUCAACUCUCGAUUUCAUCGCUAGACUGCGAUAUUUACUGGAUUAAGAUGUGAUUUCCAUCUCAACUUUCAUUCAUGAAACGGAUAAUCGAGACUGUUUAUCAUGCCAACUUUAGUAAUGAUGAUUGAGGCUAGGCCGAAAUUCAGAUAGUAAUGAUGAUCUAGGCUAGGCCGAAAUUCAGUCGCUAAAUUCUCAGUUCAGCGUGGAUAAAUUUGACUGAAAUUUUCAGCAAAUUCCCUUUACAUUAUCUAGUUUAACUAUUAUAGUGAGAACUGCCAGCUCUUUAUCUAAUCUCCCAUAAUUUAUCUUCAAACAAAAAUUAAAUUUAUGGUCUUGGUUUCGAUUAUUGAAAUGGAUACCAAUUAAUGAGAGUUAUUGCCCUUUAAGUCAUAUCUUGUGAACAUGCUUUACAACCAAUCUCAUAUUUUAUGUAAAUGGAAAUACUCCCACUUCAAUAUUUCAAAUUGUAGUCUAAAUACUGAUUUUAGUUCCCCUGUUUUACUUUUGCAACACAAGGGACUCGGAUAUAUUUAAUCUUAUGUCUUCAUGUAUAGCUGAUAUUUUUUGCUUUUAAUAAUGGAUCAUUAAAAUAUUGUACAAAGAUUUAAUUAUGUAAAACAAUAAUUUUUUUUAAAAUGUUUUGAUUUCUAAUCAUAGUUCAAAAAUUAUUAUGUAUCAAUAUUUCAUCUAUUUUUGAAUUUAUGAAUCAUAAAAUUUAUUGUACAAUAAAUAUGGAACUUAA
Patella vulgata (common limpet) is the source of this 6549-nucleotide messenger RNA. RefSeq lists its product as uncharacterized. The record is from RefSeq and is a predicted model, not a curated record. The transcript has 10 exons. Bases 36 to 4025 code for a protein of 1329 amino acids. Lineage: Eukaryota; Metazoa; Mollusca; Gastropoda; Patellidae.